Messenger RNA from Thunnus maccoyii (southern bluefin tuna), 4658 nucleotides. RefSeq names its product dehydrodolichyl diphosphate synthase (gene dhdds). Lineage: Eukaryota; Metazoa; Chordata; Actinopteri; Scombriformes; Scombridae. The transcript is spliced from 14 exons. The record is from RefSeq and is a predicted model, not a curated record. Gene Ontology annotation, biological process: polyprenol biosynthetic process. Gene Ontology annotation, cellular component: dehydrodolichyl diphosphate synthase complex; endoplasmic reticulum. The coding region runs from base 231 to 1238 and encodes 335 amino acids. Gene Ontology annotation, molecular function: ditrans,polycis-polyprenyl diphosphate synthase [(2E,6E)-farnesyl diphosphate specific] activity.
GAUAAAAUGCUAGUCAUUUUGUGUACAGGACAGCGUGUGGUUCAAUAGUUUGAAUGAAUAAUACAGUUGCCGUUAAGACUAGUUGUUUUGUAGACGUUUUGUUUCUAGGUUUGUGCUUUUUUUUUUAGCCUCAUAGCAGUUAACGUUAGUUCAUUGCAUGUCUCGUGAGCAGCCAGGCUGGCAGUUAACGGAGAAAUCCAACGCCGGCUCCAUACCGUUAAAGCCUGAAAAUGUCGUGGAUAAAGGAAGGUGAAUUAAACUUGCUGGAAAAGAUUUCAGCCAAUAUCCUAAAGGCAGGACCCAUGCCGAAACAUGUGGCCUUCAUCAUGGAUGGUAACCGCCGCUUCGCACGUAAGAAAAACAUGGAGCGUCAGGAAGGGCACAUGCAGGGCUUUAACAAGCUGGCAGAGACACUACGCUGGUGCAAGCACUUGAACAUCCCAGAGGUUACAGUGUACGCUUUCAGCAUUGAGAACUUCAAGCGCACUAAAGAUGAGGUGGAUGGGCUGAUGGAACUGGCCAAGCAGAAAUUUGAGAGGCUGUUGGAGGAACGGGACAAUCUGGAGAAGCAUGGUGUGUGUAUCCGAGUGUUGGGGGAUUUGAAUAUGCUGCCACAAGACCUUCAGCAGCUGAUUGCCAAAGCUGUGUUCUCAACCAGAGCUCACAAUAAAUGUUUCCUUAAUGUGUGUUUUGCCUACACGUCAAGAUAUGAAAUCACCAAUGCAGUCAGGGAAAUGGCUUGGGGAGUGGAGCAGGGCCUGAUCAAUGCAAGUGAUGUUUCAGAAGCGUUGCUGAGUGAGUGUCUGUACAGCAAUAAUUCUCCCAACCCUGACCUGCUCAUCCGUACCUCUGGAGAGGUGCGACUCAGCGACUUCCUGCUUUGGCAGACUUCUCACUCAUGUCUAGUGUUUCAAUCAGUCCUGUGGCCAGAGUACUCUUUCUGGAACUUAUGUGAAGCCAUUCUCCAAUAUCAGUUAAAUCACAAAUCCAUUCAGAAAGCAAGAGACCUCCAUCGAGAGCAUCAGGCCCUACAGCAGCUAGAGGCGGAUCGUGCCCGCGUAGAAGAACACCUGCAGCAUCAUGGGAAUGGAAAGCCUGUCGACACCCAGAGAAGACAGGAGGCACUGCUGCACUAUACUGCCUGCCGGGAAGAACGAGUUCAGGAAUUCCUAGACGCACUAAAGCACAAGAGAGACUCUUUCUUUAAUGACUUAUGCAGCUCAGCCAUCUUGGCCUAGGAAGGCUCUAAAGAACAAACCCUAUGUUGAAGUGGGGAUGAAACCUCUCCUUUCCUCUUCCCAAAAGGGCUUCUGUGAAAAAGGGAAGAGUGAGUGAGUAACUGGGAAGGGUUUCACUUUGUUACUGAUGUGUACAAGACGAGAGGGAAAUUUUACCCCUAUGGGGCUGUAGAAUAAUUGUGAUAUUUAUGAUUGUAGAUUUUAAAAAAAAGUCUAACACAUGGAAAUGUCUGGUCAAGAUGUAGUUAAAUAAUUGUGUAAAUUGUCUGUCAAAUGCAUGCCAUUGAUCGGAAGCUCAAAUUCUAUGAGUGAAAGCCAGGGAUCCUGUGUUUUGGAAAUGUUUCCAACGCAGUUCUCCAGAUUAAAUCAAUACAGUUUUGCAUUUUUGUUGAGGCCUAAAGAAAGUGCCAGUUGUUGAGUGUGAUGUUGAUGACAUAACUAGAUUUUGACCAGCUUUUUGAAACAGAAUAAACUAUGUCAGAUGUCAUUAAAUGAUGUAUGUUUCACUCCUUUGUACUUACGCCACAUGCCAAAGUUACAGCUGGUUUUGAACAGUCGCCCCAAGUGUUCUUGUGUCAAUCUAGCUUUUAAUAUAUCAGUAUCUAAUAUCUUAAUUUGUGCUGCAGCAAAAUAUAAUUUUUGCAAGGUCCAUGAUCCUGGUGUAUAGCAAAUUACAUGCAUACAAAGACUGACAAAUUAUCCCUCCCAGUAAGUAAAAUAGCACAAGCAAAGAAACACUAAUAUUUUUUCCAACGCUGUGUUUAUAGGUUUUUGUUCAUUUGGAAAAAACAGAACACUUCUAAACAUGCACAAAAAAACAUUCUUUCUUUCCCCAGUAAUACAACUUUGUCAGUUAAAAACGUAGCAAGCAUAACAUUAAAUAUAAAUAAGUAAUUACAGAGGGAAAAAUAAAUAAGAUCUGGAAUAAUAAUAAUAAGAAAUCAAAAAAUAUGUACAGUAUAUUUUUUUAAAUGUACAUCUUAGAAGCACAAUCAAAGUAAACAAUGAGUUUUGUACAUUCUUGUCAACAUCCUCUUCUCUAUCCCUAUUCUGAAUAGUACUCUUGUUGUAAUACCAGUGGCAGACAAACUUGGAGUGAAAAGAUAAGUAAGAACCCAGAUCAUAAGCAUCUUCACCACCAGGUCUGUCAUUAAAUUAUUAAUUGUAUAAACAAAUCUGCCCACAUCCUAUAAAAAUCCUCAAUUUUAUCUCUAUGUAAGCCAAUUUUUCUCCUUCAUUCACUGACUAGUAUAAGAUCUCAAAGACAAGAAUUAGGACUUUGAAAGUCUUCUAUGAACAGUGGUGGCAUGUUUGUAUAUUUACUAUAGUACUAUGCUACUUAAUCUUCCGCUCCGAUACAUUUCAGAGGGAAAUAUUCUACUUUUUACCUGAUAACAUUUAUCUUAGAUCUGUACUUUACAAAUUAAUAUUUUACAUGCAAAACAUAUGAUCACCCUCUUACAUAUAAUGCAUUGUUUUAGAUUAAACUACUCAACUGUAUGUAAAGUAAAUUAGCCCUUUCUGGGUCAAUUACAAUAGUAAAAUUCUGCUUAUUAUUUUAUGCAUCAGUUAUAAACAUCAAAUAAUCUGUGGUGGAAGGUAACUAAGUUUUUAAAAUGUACUCUACUGUACUCGACUGUACUUACGUACAGUUUUGAGUUCAAUCAGUGUAGUAGGUUUUACUUAAGUAAAGGACUUGAAUACAUCUCCAACAGCUGUAUUUCUUUCUUUUUUGUCAUUAAAAUAUUUACUUGUGUUGAGUGCAAUUGGUUGCAAAAAAAUUGUGAUUUUUUCCCCCAACUUCAUUGGCCAAAUAUUGAAAUACACAACACACACAAAUAACACACGAAUACAGGAAAACCAUCACACAAAACAAACAGUUGGACAAAACCAUAAAAGACAUAGACCAACAUACAAGACACAGGAAUAGAAUCAUAUAAGUAAAUACAUAAAAUAAAUAAAGAUUACAGGUUUACGUAAGUGACUUCUGAGUGUCGAGACAGCAGUAAGGCAUUUUUGUGGUUCUUCAUAUGGCUUAAGGAGUGCAGGGAAGUUUUAAUUACUGCAAAGAAAGCAACAAGAAAGCAGCAAACUAGUUGAGGAUUUAGAAAAUUUAUGUUUGUGGAUAUAAAAUUUAGCCAUAUUUCCUCCACCACUGCCCAGGAAAUCUUCAUUCAACUUGCUUUUUUUCUGUCAAUGCAAGAUUUGUCAGCACAAAAAGUUGGGUUAAUCCAGCUAACAGUGUGAAAGUAAAGUGUGCCUAAUAUCUGUAUAAUUGAGUAUCUUUUCUUCGAUCACAACCCAGUGAUUGAUCCCUCAGAAACGGUCGCUACGCCCCCUCGCGGCACUGAUCAGUAUUUUCCAGACUGCCUCCUGCCUCUUUAACAAGUGGGCGGUGCCUGUAAACACGUGACGCAUUUGCAUCCAAUGACAGACUUGGAAAUACUAAACUGGUUCAAACCGGUUUCGUUCUUAUAUUUCAGCGUAUAAACUACAAAAACAUUCGUUUGCAUUAUACAUUCGCCAUUUUACACAGCGUCUGGUCGGCUGAAGUCUGAGAUCUCUCCGAAAAAAGCUCGUUUUUACGGUCAUAUUUUUGUGCAUUUUCUGCCAACAACAUGGGCAAAGUGAAGCAAGCUGUCCCACCUGAGCAAAGAAGAACUUCCCCACGACUGGCUUUGAAACCUAAAGCUGCACCAGUGGAAGUUAAGAAAAAAGCUGCUGCAAAAAAGGCACCCAAAGCAAAGAAGGCCAAGCCAGCAGAAAAUGGAAACACCAAGGCUGAGGAGCCAAAGGCCGAAGCCACUGAAGCCAAAUGAAUAACGGUUGAUGUGCUCACUCUGUGUACUUGGUGAUUGUACAGUUUUAAAUAAGUAUUUUUUACCAAGUUUUAUAUUACAAAUGUCAUUUAUAGAUUUGUUUUGGGCUUGCACUUGAUGUAACAAAACUUGUUCUCACAUCCAUAUCCAUUACCGUCCAUAUCUUGUAGACGUGGCAUUUUUAGUUUGUCUAAUGCUGUUUUUUUAAACUGCUGAGUAAUAGAUAUUUUCCAACACGUUGGAUUUUGAAUCUAAUUUUAAACAUUAUAAGGCAGCUAAAGCAUAUUGUUAAAAUUCUAGGGAGAAUAGGAAUUUUUGCCUUUUCUCCUUGUGUGUUAAUGUUGAACUAAUAAAAAGAAUUGCUUACCAAAUGUUUUGAAACACUGUAUAUUGAAAUGAGAUCUAGUCAGUAAAAAAAUGCCACAAGAAAAAAAAAAAAAUUAUCGUAGGUCAAAAGUUUGAUACAUCCCAAACAUGUAUGAUGUGAACUCGAACAUCUGAUGAGAAGUUCUGUUAAGUUAUGUCCUGUUAGGGGGAAAGGAAGCUUUUCUGAAUUCAAUGGUUGAUCUAAAUGUUCUUGAAUAAAAAAUUUUAAAAUGUC